CCCGUUGAGUGUGGUCGUGUUCGUUAAGAUAUUGUUUGGUGUUGUGAUACCUUUAAAAAUGUCCUUUUUUAUAUUCCCUUUAAUAUUUUAAUUUUCUAUUGAAUUACUUAUAGUGCUAUUUAUUGAUUUCUUUGAGUUAUGUGAUGGAAUAGAAUAGUACAGUGCUGUGAAAAAGUUUUUAAGAUUUAUUUUUAAACAUAGCUACGCCCCAUCCCUUGUUUCUCCUGUUGCUUUGUUUUUUUCCGAUUACACUUGUGUCGUGUUAGAAUGUUAUUUGUCGGACAAAGAGUUGACUUUGAGAAAUUCAGUGAGUGCAGAAAUACCAGCAGUGCUAGGAUAUAGGAAGGAUGGAAGACCCACAGUCGAGUUUGAACCUUGAUGAGGAUGAUAUAGAGCAUUUAAUCGAUCAGCAACUGAUGAAGGAUAUAGAGGCCGUGAUGUCUGGAAGACGUAUUGACGAGACAACCGGCGAGCUGACGACAGCACCGCUCGGAGAAGAGUACAUCAUGCCCAAGUUGCAAAGUGUGAAACCUGAACCACUUGUUGAUCAUUAUUAUGAUGUGCCAAACGAGAGUCGAAUUCUGCCUAAGAAUCACAGGGACAGGAUUAUUCUUAGGAACUUCAUGCGCGGAUGCAGAACCAAUCCGUAUCCCGAACGUGGCUCCGUUAUAAAAGUAAAACUAUCAGAGAGCGUGGAGGAAAUAAAAAUGGAUGGAGGGAAAACUAAGGAUCUAGUCGUCGAAAAACAUAUCCAAUUGGAUUAUGAAACCGGAGUAUGGGCUCGCAUCAAGAUCUACCGCGAUCUCCACGGCAUGGUAGUGCCAACGCCGAUCUUGCCAUCAAAAAGUAAUAAGCGAAAAAGGAAUUAAAAAAAAUUGUCAUUUAAUUGGCCAGUUACUUAUAUAUACGAUAAUAAAAUG
Molecule: messenger RNA, 920 nt
Organism: Papilio machaon (common yellow swallowtail)
Lineage: Eukaryota; Metazoa; Arthropoda; Insecta; Lepidoptera; Papilionidae
Exons: 5
Coding region: 348-869 (173 amino acids)
Source: RefSeq, a predicted model, not a curated record